AUGAGACCCUUACCGCCGGGUCAAGAUGGAGUCGACUACUGUAAAAUCCGCAGAGACCGAAACCACCACCACCAUCAUCACCAUCAUCACCACAACAAUCACCACAGCGUUGGCGGCAGCAGCAGUGGCGGCACGCUGCGCCGGUCGUCGGCAUCGUUGCUGGAACCACCGUCUCCCGCCGAACGGUACCACGGCACCAUCGAGGGCCAUUACCGUUUGCAUGACUUGGCGCUCGACCGGUACGUCCCACCGCCGUCCCCCGAACGGUACUCAUCGGGCGCAUCGUCGACCGGCCGGUCGUAUCAACAACACCACUCCCAACAACAACACCAUCACCAGCAGCAGCCGCCGGACGAUCGGUACUCGUCAUCGUCGUCGUCAUCGUGUCAUGGCACCACCGCCGGAACAGGCAGUGGCAGUGGCGGCGGCGGCCGUAACCACUAUCUUCCGGUAUCGCAGAGCACGUCUGAAAGCUUCAUGUCACCGCCGUCACCGGUGGCCGAACGGUUCGACUAUGCCGCGCGUCACCACGAUAGUUAUGCCACCGCCGCCAAACGAAACGAAUCCGCUUAUUCCAGAUACCACAUACCGGCUGAGAGGUUUGUUCCGAUUGUUUCUCCUGACGAUGGUUACGACGGCCACUACGACCGGUGUGACGACGCUGCAUACAGCUCCCGGAAAGAGGCAGCCGCGUUGUACUCGAGGGCGUCGGCGAUCGUGGACGCGAUGCCUUCUUCGGCGGCCGCGCUUUCCAGAGCGUACGCGACAGCCACCCUGAGGCCAUCGAACCGCUGCUGUACUGGGCCGCUGUACAGUGGCGGUGGUGUGGGAAGCAGCAGCGGCGGCGGAUGUGGCUACCAGUACGGCACCGUCGGUCGGUCGCGGUCGCCCAGGGACCUAUCGCCUUCCGGACUGGUUAGGCAGCAAGCCACCCACUUGUCUUCCACAGGGUCGCCGCCAAAAGGUCCACCGAACAACAACAACGGUGGCAACAACAUCAACAACAACAACAGCGCUUGCCUGGUCCAGUAUGACGCGCACUCGGCCACGCUGCCCCGGUGUAGUAGCGCCAACGUGGUUUGUGCCGGACAAAACAAUUACGACGAACCGGCGGCCACCAGUUACGGUGGCUCUCACGCGGCCACGCGCCGCAUAUCGUCGUCGUGCAUCAGGGAAAGCUCGGCGCUGGCAUGCUGUUCGACGGCUGCUUAUACCGGCCACGCCACACUGUCCGGCGUCAAGAGCGCGGCGGCCGCGACGUCGACGACUGCGACGACGGCCACGUCCACCCCGUCGGCCGUCGCCGCAGCAGUAGCAGCAGCGGCGGCGGCGGCGGCGGCAACUUCCACACCAUCCACUACCACCCAAGCUUCCGGCAGCGGAAGUGGCGGUGGCAACAACAACAACAACAACGCACACUGUCCUCCGGCUCAACCAAACAACGCUUCUUGGUAA
Molecule: messenger RNA, 1455 nt
Organism: Macrosiphum euphorbiae (potato aphid)
Lineage: Eukaryota; Metazoa; Arthropoda; Insecta; Hemiptera; Aphididae
Source: the annotation of a GenBank genome assembly